AUGUGGGGGAUGCCAGGCACCGCGGUGCGGAGCAUCCGUCCCUACCAGUCCAGCGAGCAGUACCUCUACGCCAUGAAGGAGGACUUGGCCGAGUGGCUGAAGGAGCUGUACGACCUGGACAUCGAGGUGGGCACCUUCGUGGAGGUGCUGGAGACGGGGGCCGUGCUCUGCUCGCACGCCAACAACGUCACCCACGUGGCCGGGGAGUUUGCCAGCGCCUACCCCAGCAUCGCCCGCCACCUCCGCCUGCCCACCACCGGCGUCACCUGCAACCUUGCCGCGCAGCCGGGCACCUUCCAGGCCAGGGACAAUGUCUCCAACUUCAUCCAGUGGUGCAGGAAGGAGAUGGAUAUUAAAGACGUUCUGAUGUUCGAGACGGAGGACCUGGUGCUGAGGAAGAAUGAGAAGAACUUUGUGCUGUGCUUGCUGGAGCUGGCACGUCGCGCCGCCCGCUUUGGCAUGCGCGCCCCAACGCUCGUGCAGAUGGAAGAGGAGAUCGAGGAGGAGCUCCGCCAGGAGCUGGACCUGCCUCCUGCAGAUCCUCCCCUGCCCCGACCCCCCAGGAAACCACGGGACCUGCACAACCUUGACCAGAUGGUCCAGCACCUGGUGAGCCGCUGUACCUGCCCUGUCCAGUUCCCCAUGAUCAAGAUAUCUGAGGGGAAAUACCGCGUGGGCGACUCUGACACCCUCAUCUUUGUUCGG
Messenger RNA from Apaloderma vittatum (bar-tailed trogon), 705 nucleotides. RefSeq names its product GAS2-like protein 2. The record is from RefSeq and is a predicted model, not a curated record. Lineage: Eukaryota; Metazoa; Chordata; Aves; Trogoniformes; Trogonidae. The transcript is spliced from 3 exons. The annotation marks the transcript as partial. Gene Ontology annotation, cellular component: actin filament; stress fiber; microtubule plus-end. Gene Ontology annotation, molecular function: cytoskeletal adaptor activity; actin filament binding; microtubule binding. Gene Ontology annotation, biological process: protein localization to microtubule plus-end; actin crosslink formation; microtubule bundle formation.